GAAAAAGGAAAUUUCAGAUUUCUAAAUUUGAAGCUUAUUUUAGCGGUUUUCGACAAAUUUAUUAAAAAGUUAUAAACACGUACCUUGUAUAACAGAUCUUUUUUUACAUAGCCUUACGUGCUCUGAUGUCCUCUAUCCAACGGUGAAAAUCCCAAGUCUCUAUCAUUUUCCUUUCAAAAGUUAUAAGAAUUCUGCCCAAGCAACUUAUUUUCAGAAAUGGAUAAUAUUUAUAUGUUGCUUCGUUUCAUAAUAAAAUACUAAACUCUCAACUCUGCUAAAAUUCUAUUUCUGAAAUUUUGUAACACUUGGUCAUGCUGAUAUCUUUAUCGAUAUUACAUAGAACUCAAUACCGAUCAUUAGCUAUUAAAUUUUACAAUAAAUAAUUCAUUUUCUUUGUAUUAUAGAAAAAAUGAAUAUGAAACAGCGACGGAUCAAUAUUGUAAAACAAUCGGAUUUUUAGAACCAUCUUAUGUUAUUAAAAAAUUUCUUGAUUCUCAACAUAUAGAUCAUUUAACACGAUAUUUAGAAGAAUUACAUCGUGAAAAAUUAGCUAAUACUGAUCAUACAACAUUAUUACUUAAUUGUUAUACUAAACAUCCUGAUCGUAUAAAUCGUCUAGCAAAAUUUAUUGGUUUAAAUGAAACAUCUCCAUCAACAUCUGAUGUUGAAUUAAGUUUUGAUGUUGAUAUAGCAAUUGAUGUUUGUCGACAAGCUAAUUAUUUUGAUGAAGCAUUAGCACUAUCAGCUAAAUAUCGUCGUCAUGAUAAAUAUAUUAAAAUUCAAAUUGAAAAUAAAAAAGAUUAUGAUAAAGCAUUAACAUAUAUUCAAACAUUAAAAUUUGAUGAUGCUUUACAAGCAUUUCGAAAUUAUGGUAAAAGUCUUAUUAAAGAACAACCAAUAUUAACAACAAAAUUAUUAAAACAACUUAAUCCAACACCACAACAAAUUGAACAAGAACAAUUACCAGAAUCAUUAAUUAAUUUAUUUAUGAAUAAUCCAGAUGAAUUACUUGAUUAUCUUGAAUAUGCUGUUAAACAAUAUCCAAAAGAUCAUCUUGCUACAACAGUUUAUGAUACAAUAUUAGAAUUACUUUUACAAAAAUAUAAUAAAACUAAUGAUAAAAAAGAAAAUGAUCGUAUUAGUAAUCAAAUUUUAACAUUACUUAAAGACUCAAAAGUAAAUUGA
This is a messenger RNA of Rotaria sp. Silwood2, 1185 nucleotides long. NCBI's taxonomy places the organism in Eukaryota, Metazoa, Rotifera, Eurotatoria, Philodinida, Philodinidae. The record is from the annotation of a GenBank genome assembly.